AUGUUCCGAAACACGUACGACAGCGACAACACGGUCUUCUCUCCACAAGGUCGAUUGCAUCAGGUGGAAUAUGCGCUCGAAGCGGUCAAGCAAGGAUCGGCGGUCGUAGGUCUGCGCAGUCAAACACAUGCGAUCCUCGUGGCGCUUAAGCGAGCGCCUUCCGAGCUUGCUAGCUACCAGAAGAAGAUGUUGCGCAUCGACAACCAUAUGGGUAUUGGGUUUGCCGGGCUCACCUCGGACGCGCGUGUUCUGUCCACGUACAUGCGACAGCUCGCCCUCUCUUCUCGUCUCGUCUACGACCGACCUCUACCCAUCUCUCGCGUCGUGGAAUCGCUCGCAGAUCGAGCACAGUUCAACACCAUGGAUUACGGCAAGCGACCCUACGGUGUUGGGUUUCUGAUUAUCGGCGUCGACUCCACCGGUCCGCAUCUGUACGAAUUCACACCAACAGCCAACUGCUUCGAGUACUACGCCAUGUCGAUUGGCGCGCGCUCGCAGUCCGCAAAGACCUACCUGGAACGCAAGUACACCGAGUUCUCCGAUGCCAGCCUGGACGACUUGAUCCUGCACGGACUCUAUGCGCUCAGAGAUACUCUGCCGCAGAACAAGGAUUUGGAGCUCGACCAGGUCAGCGUAGCUCUCGUAGGCCCAGGUGCGGAUGCCGACGUCAACUCGCCAGAGGCGAGAAACGGCGAGAAGUUCACGCUCGUUGAGGGCGAGCAGUUGAGGCCGUACAUGGACAGGUUGGAGCCAAAGACGCUCCCGGGUGCUCGGGCGACAGCCGUGACGACCCAGACAAGUGAGGGCGGUGAGGCUACAGCCGCCGAUCCACCAGCUAUCGGUGGGGAGGCACCAAUGGAGGAUUAG
Mycosarcoma maydis (corn smut) is the source of this 867-nucleotide messenger RNA. RefSeq names its product putative 20S proteasome subunit alpha 6. The coding region runs from base 1 to 867 and encodes 288 amino acids. Gene Ontology annotation, cellular component: proteasome core complex; proteasome core complex, alpha-subunit complex; nucleus. Lineage: Eukaryota; Fungi; Basidiomycota; Ustilaginomycetes; Ustilaginales. The transcript has a single exon. The record is from RefSeq and is a predicted model, not a curated record. Gene Ontology annotation, biological process: ubiquitin-dependent protein catabolic process.